Molecule: messenger RNA, 3392 nt
Organism: Pipra filicauda (Wire-tailed manakin)
Lineage: Eukaryota; Metazoa; Chordata; Aves; Passeriformes; Pipridae
Product: aldehyde dehydrogenase family 3 member A2-like
Exons: 12
Coding region: 382-1914 (510 amino acids)
Biological process (GO): aldehyde metabolic process
Cellular component (GO): cytoplasm
Molecular function (GO): aldehyde dehydrogenase (NAD+) activity
Source: RefSeq, a predicted model, not a curated record
GGUCCUGCCCGGGGCCGGAGGGCACCGGACCGGCCGCGGGGGCAGCGCGGGGCAGCCGCGGCCUCACAGCCACCGGUUGUCGCACGGGUGUCGCACCAGCCCCGCUGGCGCUCGGGGGUCCCCGGGGGGUUCCUCGGAGGGGUGACAUCCCCCGGAGUUUCGCCCCCUCGCUGGGCAUCGCUCGUUGCGGGGAUGCGGGAAAAGACCCUGCCUGGAGCAGCCCUCGGUUCUUCCCCCGUGGCGUUCCUGCGCGCCCACUAACGUUCGCUCCCCGAGCUCCUUGUCAAACUUUUCUAACUCGGGAAUUAUUUGAGGUUUCAGAGAGACGCGGCGGCUUUUUCCCCACACUGGAGCUGGGGCGGAGGUUGGCCCUGAGCAGCCAUGGAGAGGAUUGAGAAGGUCGUGAGGCAGGCGAGAGCCGCCUUCAACUCGGGCCGGAGCCGCUCGCUGGAGUUCAGGAUACAGCAGCUGAAGGCCCUGGAGCGGAUGGUGAAGGAGAAGGAGAAGGAGAUCCUGGCAGCCCUCCAUGCGGAUCUGCACAAGGGCGGGCCCAACGCGUACAGCCAUGAGAUCCUGGGCGUGCUGGCGGAGCUGGCCCUGACCAUGGAGAAGCUGCCGUCCUGGGCAGCCCCUCAGCCUGUGAAGAAGAACCUGAUGACGAUGCGGGACGAGGCCUACAUCAACUUUGAGCCUCUAGGAGUGGUGCUGAUCAUCGGGGCCUGGAACUACCCCUUUGUCCUGGUCAUGCAUCCUCUGAUCGGGGCCAUUGCAGCAGGCAAUGCCGUGGUGGUGAAGCCGUCGGAGGUGAGCGAGAACACGGCUCAGCUGGUGGCUGAUCUCCUCCCCCAGUACCUGGACCAGGAGCUCUACCCCGUGGUCACUGGAGGAGUUCCUGAGACAACAGAGCUGCUCACCCAGAGGUUUGACCACAUCCUCUACACUGGCAACACUGCAGUGGGCAAAAUUGUGAUGGCAGCAGCUGCCAAGCACCUGACACCCGUCACCCUGGAGCUGGGUGGGAAGAGCCCCUGCUACAUCGACAAGGAUUGUGAUCUGGCCGUCGCCUGCAGGCGAAUAACAUGGGGGAAGUACAUGAACUGUGGGCAAACCUGCAUCGCCCCAGACUACAUCCUCUGUGACCCAUCCAUCCAGAGCCAGGUGGUGGAGAACAUCAAGGCAACUCUGCUGGAAUUCUAUGGGGAGGACGUGAAGUCGUCUCCGGAUUAUGAAAGGAUCGUCAACAAGCGUCACUUCAAGAGGGUCGUGGGCUUGCUGGAAGGGCAGAAGAUCGCUCACGGGGGAGAGAGUGAUGAGGCCUCCUGCUUCAUAGCACCGACCAUCCUGACGGACGUUUCCCCGGAUUCCAAGGUGAUGGAGGAGGAAAUCUUUGGACCCGUCCUGCCCAUUGUGACCGUGAAGAGCGUAGAGGAAGCCAUUGAGUUCAUCAACCGUCGGGAGAAGCCCCUUGCCUUGUAUGUCUUCUCCAACAACAAGAAGUUAAUCAAAAGAGUCAUCUCAGAAACCUCCAGUGGGGGUGUGACUGGAAAUGAUGUCAUUAUGCAUUUCUUCCUCUCAACCUUGCCCUUUGGUGGUGUUGGUCACAGCGGGAUGGGCGCCUACCACGGCAAGCACAGCUUCGAGACCUUCUCCCACCGCCGCGCCUGCUUGAUCAAGGACCUGAAGAUGGAGGGCACCAACAAAAUGCGGUACCCACCUGUCAGCCAGAAGAAGGUGGAUUGGACCAAGUUCAUCCUCCUGAAGCGGUUUAACAGGGGCCGAAUUGGACUGGCCCUCCUGGCCCUGCUGGGGGUGGUGGCAGCGGUGAUGAUGAAGAACCACCAGUCUGUGCUGAAGAGAAAAGCCCUCUUGAUUGUGCUGGCUGUGCAGAGGCUGGGCUGGCCCAGCGGGUGGUAAGGAGGAGCAGGUUUCAGAGCACUGCUGUGGCUGUCACAGUGAGGUGGUUUACUGAUGAAGAGGAGAAGGCCCCGUGUGCCAGCCGUACUCUGGGUGCUUGCUUUGUGUCUGUUUCCUUAAGCUGGGAAGUCAUUAUUUUCUUUUGUUCUGGGUGAUUUCAGUGAGCUGUCGAGCACACAGAGUAGCCUUAGAGAGGCACUAACAACAAGAAGGCUCAGACUCCUGUUUGCUAAAAAGCCAUGCUGGAACAGAGGGACCAGAGGGGACAAGCUCUCCGAAGGAGGACUGCAGAGCAAGAAACUCCAGUCCCUAUCUCCACCCCAUGCCAUGCAGAGUGCUGCUUGAGGGGCACACCAAACCACUUACCUUCCUUCAGUGACCAACAGGAGCUUCAGUUUCAGCAAUCCUUGGGCUGACAGUUUUUGGGAUGGGCUGUCUCCUGUUGUGCUCUGAACACCCUCCCUCUUGGUGACAAGUCUGAGACAGGCCAUGCUGGCUGAUGCAUUUGACCAAGAGUGAUGGUUGUGAAUGAACCCAGUGAGGUUCCCCUUGACAUUUGAGGUGAAAUAUUCAUGGAUUUCUGCAAAUUGGAAUCAUCCACAGCUGGUCAGGGAAUGCAGGCUGGGGCUCUGGGUUUCACCAUAUGGCUGUAACAAUUAUUUAACUGUUAGAAAAUUACAAAGGUGGUACCUGCACUGCCUGUAUUGUGCUGAUGAGCAUCUUACACUCGUGCAAAAGAACUUUCAGGCCUGUUUAGAGAAGUGGGAAUGACAAAAUACCUUGUGGGUUAGCUCAGCUCUGUGCAGCUGCUCCCUUAUUCCCAGUGGGAUGGGAAAGAGAAUCAGAGGAGUGAAAGUGAGAAAACUUGUAGCUUGAGAGAAAGAUAGUUUAGUAGGUGAAGCGAAAGCUGGGAAUGCAGGCAAAUUAAAGCAAAUUGAGGAAUCUGUUCAUUAAUUCCCCUUGUCAGGCAGGUGUUCAGCCAUCCUGGGGAAAGCAGGAUGGUGACUUGGGAAGACAAAUGCCAUCAUUGCCAAUGUCACAAAUCCAAAACAGCACCAUCCUACUAUGAAGAAACUUAGUGACUAUGAUGAAAGUUAACUCCACCCCAGCCAAAGCCAGUACAAAGCUGUUCCUGGUCAGAUUGCUCCAAGGGAAAACAAUUAUUGAAAGAGUGUGUGCUCCUUCGUGUUUGAGCUUCUGGGGCUGCUGUAAUCUUGCAGUGGGGCAUAAUGUGGGACUUGUUCGAGCUUGGGAGGAGGAUGCUGAAAGAAUUGAAUGUAAAAGAGCCUUAGAAAUAUUAAUGUCAAAAUAAGGCAAAUUAAAAAAUGAUUACUAAAUGCAAUUAAUAUAGAGUAGAAAGUUAUAUUUACUGUGCAAUAAGUAGGAUUUCUUCGUGGCUGGUGAAAAUCCAUGUGCUAAGCCUUUUUGAUGAUAUAUUUUGCAAGUACUAAAUAAACACCGAGAAUUUAAGUAAUAAA